Saccostrea cuccullata (small rock oyster) is the source of this 2030-nucleotide messenger RNA. RefSeq lists its product as uncharacterized. The record is from RefSeq and is a predicted model, not a curated record. Gene Ontology annotation, molecular function: protein binding. Lineage: Eukaryota; Metazoa; Mollusca; Bivalvia; Ostreida; Ostreidae. The transcript has 4 exons. Bases 524 to 1402 code for a protein of 292 amino acids. Gene Ontology annotation, cellular component: extracellular matrix.
CCAUUAAAGAGUUGUGAUGCGGAAAUGUCUCCAGUGACGUCAUAAAUCACCAAACGUUGAGGUUCGGGAUUGCUGAAAUUCACGUAUUCUAGUGGAAGAGUUAUUGAGGCGAAAUCACAUAUAUAAAGUCCCAUGGAGGACGUCGAAGUAUCAUAAGUACAUCCACUCGGAGCAGUUGCAGACGACACUAUUCCAAUAGAGAGCCCUAUUAUCACAAAUAUCUCUGUGUUACGGAGCUACACACCCUUCUGGAUGUACCUACGAAGAAUAUACAAAACCAGUUGGUGUGUACACUUGUGACUUUACAAAUGCAACGUUCCCAGUGGCACUAGGAUCCUUUUCAAAUCCAAAUCCACAAAGAUUGAAAAUUACCUUCUUCAAUGGUAACUUGGUAAGUGCCAGCGUUUUCUCGGGUUUUGGUGCCUAUGAUGUUUCAACGUUUGACACAAACUUCAAGGCUUCUCUGGAGAUUUCUUGCGCAACAGGAGGAACACUGGGGCUUGCUACAACCUCAUUUACCGACAUGACAUACAUUCAGGAAUUAAGGCUAACCGGCUGCAACCUAAACAACGGAAUUCCAGCAAAUGUAUUCAAUGGGAUGCAGUUGGAUUAUCUCCAGAUCGAUAGAGGGAUCAUCGCCUCAACUGAUGCAUCAAGUCUUGCUGGACUGACGAUCCAAAAGCUGGCCAACGUCCCCAACCCAAUCGGAGGUUUUACCAUCCAAAAUGCCCAGCUGACCAGCGGAGAAUUGGCCGCCAAUUUCUUCUCUCCCAUCACCACCGUGGUAUCCAUCACAGUGGAUAAUGCUAAUCUGGUUAAUCUCACCAGUGGUAUGUUUUCCUCUAAUACCGCUCUACAGACAAUCAACCUUUCAAGGAACAAAUUUACCAAGGUUUCCUUCGACUUGUUUAGUGGUUUGACAUCUCUCAGUUCCAUUAAUAUGUCGGAGAUCAACUGGGACUGCACAUGUAACGAUCUCUGGUUCCAGCAUUCACUAUCCUCAAAUUAUAUUAACUUGUAUGGAAAUAUCCUGUGUAUGUCACCCACAAGUUUCCAGUAUAUGAAAUGGACCCAGUACUAUUUUAAUGUGUGCGAGAAGAAGGAUUUUUGUUUUGGAAUACCAGGUGUUGUUUCCAAUAUCUUUUGCUACACAUGGCAUCAGAUUUUAUUCUACCUCCUGUUGUUGAUCGGUUUCACCGUGGCCGCCAUUGCUGUUUUCAUUGUUGUUAAUGUUCGACGGAAAAUGAUGCAAAUUAUUCGUGAAAUUGAGGCAAAGAAGAAAAAGGCUUAUCGCAAGGUCAAAGAGGCGCUUGUCCGUGGAAGAGAUGGGCAGCACGCUCCAGCUUCUACCGCCAUGUAUGGUAUGAAGGAGAGAAAAUGGAUUGAUACAACCAUUCCGUAGAUCUAGAUAUUUAUCAAGUACAGAAUGUGGAUUAUGUGACUUGUCAGACAGGAGUAUUGUCCAAAUACUAGAUACCCUGAAGAGAAAUUUAAUGCACACUUUUUAAAAGGAUCAUUAGAAAUAUUACUGUUUUGUCUCAAUAAUAAUUUUAUGCACGGGUAUACAAAUUCUAUUUCUAGUAGUUCCCAUAUUUCCAUGGAAUCUACCAGUACAUGAAAAUUGUACAACUUUAUUAGAUGAAAGAAAAUACUUCAUAUUCAAUUAUAUAAAAGCAAGUACGAUUUUAAAAAGGUCUUUCUUUUUAAAAAACAACAAUGAAUUCGGAUGGGAAAUAAUUUUCAAGGAAAAAAUGUGUUAAUUCAAAAUAUCAUUGGAAUGUUCUCUCCGAUGCAAUAAAUACCUCUGACUGUGAUAUUUAUUCAAGGGCUACCCUUCAGCAUGCUAUAUGACUUUAUUAAGGUCUUUCCAUUGUUUGUUUUUUUUUCUAUGUAAAUAUAUGUAUACAUGUGUAUAUAAUACAUGGUAGGAUGUGUGUAGAAUUUAAAAUUUCACAAGUUGGUGAGUGAUGUUUUCCCCUUGUAAAGUGCCAAAUUUAUGUUUGCCGUUUCCUGGUAUGAUUUAAAUUGUA